AAAUAUAUGGGCGCGCUCACCUGGGCCUCUGUGAGCAUGUCUGCAUAAGGCUUUUAAAUGGCUCACUGUAUCGCUACUGCUGGACUAGAAAGCCAAAGUGACCUCCUGCAAACACACUGUCGCCCGUAAGCCACAAGUUAUGAUGGAGACAGAGUAUUCUAAGAGAGUGUACCAAGGCGUCAGAGUCAAGCACACAGUCAAAGACCUGCUAGCUGAGAAACGAUCAAGGCAAACGAAUGUACCACGAUUCAACGCUGCAGCCAGUUCCUCCCAACCCGCUUUUGUACAAAUGCCAGGUGCUCACAUGCUUCCUGGAUACUACAGCAUGCGGAGGCCUUUCCUGCCCGAUUCCGAGCUGUGCCACCCAAUGAAGCAGUACUCCUCAGACUCAUACUCCUCUGCUCUGGGCAGCAAGGCCUUCUCUUAUGAGCACUCGUCCAGCUACCCCUCUUUCAUCGACAGCUACUACCAACCAGAUUCAUUCGGAGAUUACAGAAGUGCGACUGCUUACACAGCUGGUGGAGGGUCACUGUUUUCCCCGUCUGCACUGUCUACACUGCUGCCUUCUCUGUCUGGCGAGACAUCAUCGCAUCUUCUCCUGAGAGAUCCAUGGGAGCAGCCUUCAGAAGAUCACGUCAGUCAGCCGGAGGUUCUUUGCCCUGAAGGCACAGCCCCGGUGGCAGAUUCCCCGUCUCUGGGUGCUGAUUCGGGCAGCUCCUCUCCGUAUCGGCUUUCGACGAGCCGCAGCAGUGGAUCUGUCCCCUCCAGCUCCCAGCCUUACACACUGCAAACACUGGAAGACGUCCAUUAUCCAGCAGCCAGCUACAGCUCAGCUUCCAGCUACUCCUGCCCUCCAUACAUGACUAAUCCAGGCGAUCUGACUGUGGUGAAGAUGGCAUCUGUGUCUUCAGAUGAGGCUGGCGGUGGUAUUGCGUCUCUCAGUGACACCACUGCUCAAGGAUGGGCCAAGGAUGAUGGAACCAGCUCGUGGAUGCCCUAUGAGACCAGGAGGGCUUUUUAAAAGUUUCUGAGGCACUUAAGUGGAUGGAGAACUGAACUGAGGAAGAAGCUUGAACCUGAAAUAUGGCACCCCAAAACUGGUGGAUUUUCAGCUGAAGUUUCCAAUGAGCAUAAAAGCCUAUAUCAAUGAGGUCUAUAGCUGUGAAACAGCUACAUUAUUAUUAUUAUUAUCAUUAUUAUUAUUAUUAUUAUUAUUUUGUAGAUGUUAGUCAUUUUAUUUCAAGAUGACCUCAAAUGAAUACAGGUUCCUGUUGGAUUUAUUUGCCAUUAUUAUGAAUAGCUCUAGCAAAUAAAUUGGGAGGAUUUAGUAAUCAAUCAUCUUUCAAUAAUCUUUUAAGAAUAAUUGGUACUGACAUAUUAAACAUGCUUCAGACAAGAGAUAUGCACCGAUAUUAAGGCUUAGAGCCAUUGCAGGUGAUAUUUUCUAAUAUGUGUUCAUACUGACCUUUUAGUUUCAUUUCAUUUUAACAUUUUAUAGAUGAUAAUAGAUCAAAUUAAACAGGUUCAACUGCUGCAAAACUACAUUUUGUCUCUCCAGAAAUUGCAUUUUCUCCUUCCUUGGACAGAUGCAUGCAUGCCUGUCCAUCUGAAACUUGGGUUAAUUAUUAUAUAAUUAUUUUUAUAUUAUUACUGUCUAUACAUAUUUGUUGAGCAAUAAUAGUAAACUGGUACUGUGAUGGUAAACAAAAAUUAUCUGCAUCUGUUUUAAUACUGUUGUGUAUCCCAGCAUUAUGAGGGACUACACUGGACUGGUCACAGGUAGUUAAGGUAGUUAAAAAAUAAAUAAAUAAAUAAAUAAAAUUUUACAACAAAAUUAAGAGAGAGAGAGAGGUUUUGCAGUUCAUUUUGUUUGUCUUAUGUUCUUGUGUCAAGAAAAAAUAUCCAAGGAAAAUAAAAGACUUUUUGUGUAGUCACAAAUGA
Messenger RNA from Ictalurus punctatus (channel catfish), 1941 nucleotides. It is a transcript of the gene pou2af2b, whose product is annotated as POU class 2 homeobox associating factor 2. The coding region runs from base 140 to 1021 and encodes 293 amino acids. NCBI's taxonomy places the organism in Eukaryota, Metazoa, Chordata, Actinopteri, Siluriformes, Ictaluridae. Gene Ontology annotation, molecular function: POU domain binding; DNA binding. The transcript is spliced from 5 exons. The record is from RefSeq and is a predicted model, not a curated record.